GAAUAAAAACAAAAAAAGUUGGACUUGUUGUGCCCCUCUCUAUCUUUCUCAUUCUAUUUUCUGGUUCUCCAAGGUUCUACUUUAGAUAUAGCCUUUAAAUCAAAUCCAACCAUUGAAUAACUACCCCUUUGUUCUUCUCAUCCAUUAAAAAAACAAAGUAAAAUCCAAGUUUAUUAAGUGCCCAUAUUAUCUUCUCGAAAUUUACAUGUUCCACUCUGUUCUUUUCCUCUGUUCUGUUUCAUGGCUGCAACUGCUACUCCAACAGUUUUCAAAGACAGCAACAAUGGCAACCCUGAAAUUACGAGGCAGGAAAUUCAAAGCGCCAUAGCCAAGGCAGUGGAGUUAAGAGCACUUCAUGCUGCUUUAAUGCGAGGAAAUAGCCCUGCUAAUGCUAGAUUCCCAUCUCCUUCCCCUGCUUCACGCCCUGUUCCUCACUUCUCUGCGCAAGAUUACCCUGUUUUCACCCCUAGCUAUGAAGAUGACCCAGCGGUGGGAUACAAUCAAAACCCCUUGAAAAGCCUAACAAUAUCAGAUGGAUGGGAUGAGAGUUUAGAAGGAGGGAACAGCAUAGAAACCAUUGUGCCAGAGUACAAGGAGAAAUCAAGUUCAAGAAAGGGACUAUAUUGUGGUUUUGCCAACCUAGAAUCUCACAUAUGUCCUAGCGACGAUAGCAAAUCUGUAACUGGCUCUUGUGCAAAUCAAAUUACUGUUCUUCCAACGUCACCUGCAAAUGAUUACUUCAAGUGUAGGAGGAGAAACAGUUUGGAAGAUUUCAAGUCGAUAUCCUCCUGCAAUAAAUGUAACCCUGCCAUCAUAACUAGUGAAUUUGAGAAUGCAAGGAACAGCAAGAGCUCCAAUAUUGUUGUCCCUGUCGCAGAUUCCCAUUCAUCUUUUCAGUCCCAACCCAAGAGCAAGGGGGUGAUUUCAUGGUUGUUUCCUCGGUUAAAGAAGAAGCAAAAGAAUGAAAAUUCUCCAAAUAGAGCAGAAUCUGAGGAUGUUUCUCAGGUUCUUAAGGACUUGGGAAUAAUGUCAAUUGAGACAUUGAAGAGAGAGCUGGUGGAAGCAAAUGAGAACCGAGAUGUAGCACUAAUGGAAGUUUCUGAGAUGAGAUCUUCAUUGGGGGAGUUGAAACAGAAGCUGGAGUACUUGGAGGGUUACUGUGAAGAGCUGAAGAAAGCUUUGAGGCAAGCCAUGCAGGCAAGGGAUUCUCAACUUUGUGAACAACUCAGUAAUCUUCCUCAUAGAGGGAAAUCAUUAGAUGGGAAUGGAGGAAAUUUGAUGCCUGUGAGUGAGGAAGUAAUGGUAGAGGGAUUCUUGCAGAUAGUAUCAGAGUCAAGAUUAUCAGUGAAGCAGUUCUGUAAGACCCUUAUAAACCACAUUGAAGAAACUGAUCAUUCUUUGACAGAAAAUUUGAACUUGCUUCUUCAACCAUAUAAGCUGUCUCUGAAUUCCAAGCACUCAAAGGCAGUUCUAUACCAUAUUGAAGCUUUCAUAAAUCAGUCUCUCUACCAAGACUUUGAGAACUGUGUGUUCCAAAAGUAUGGUUGCUCAAAAUUCCUAGACCCGCAGCAGGAUCGGCAAGCGCAAUUCUCCUCAUUUGUUGCCCUUAGGAAUUUGAGCUGGAAUGAGGUGCUGAGAAAGGGAACAAAGUAUUACAGUGAGGAGUUUAGCAAGUUCUGUGACCAGAAAAUGAGUUGUAUCACCACUAGUCUAAAUUGGACAAGGCCUUGGCCCGAGCAGCUCCUUCAAACUUUCUUUGUGGCAGCAAAAUGCAUGUGGCUGCUACAUUUGCUUGCUUUUUCUUUCAACCCACCGUUGGGAAUUUUAAGGGUUGAAGAGAAUAGAACCUUUGAUCCUCACUACAUGGAAGAUAUGUGCCCAAGAUCACAAGGUCCAAGCAGAGUUAAGAUCAUGGUGAUGCCGGGGUUUUACGUUCAGGAUAGGGUCUUGAGGUGUAAAGUUCUUUGCAGGUACAAGUCUGCAGCCUGAGUGAAAUUUAUAUCAAGUUUUAUAUGUACAUAUUUUUUUAUUUUUCUUUAGCCUCUGCAAUAUUUAAGUCAGUAACUAGUCAAAUAUAUGUGAGCGUAAAUAAUAGUGGUUCAAAUUGAUUUAAUCUACUGCGUUCUCAAAUUUGGGUGCUCGUAAUUGAGUAGAUAAGUGCAAAGAAUUAUUUGGCAAUUAAAAUUAUGAAUGUUCUCAACUUUAUGUAGUUCAGAAUAGAGAAAACGUAAAGCACCGACAUGUUUUCACCUCUGGCUGAUCACUGACCUUGUCUUAUUUUUCUCAUAUUCGACCACAAGAAUCCCAAGGAUAAUAUUACCCUCUUCGC
Molecule: messenger RNA, 2329 nt
Organism: Abrus precatorius (Indian licorice)
Lineage: Eukaryota; Viridiplantae; Streptophyta; Magnoliopsida; Fabales; Fabaceae
Product: IRK-interacting protein-like
Exons: 2
Coding region: 241-1989 (582 amino acids)
Source: RefSeq, a predicted model, not a curated record